AGGAAAGCAAAACGAGACGUUACCACCGAAAGCACGCGCGCAGACACACAAAAGUGUCACUCCAUGCACCACACUGUAUACGCACCUUCUCAUAUUCAACAUCUAUCAAAACGUAUUUUGCGGACGCUCCCUCAAUCACAUCUACGGGUUUAUGGCCGCGACGCUUCUUACGAUGAGCUCCGCGCUCGCACCGGGACAAGAUGACUUACUCUCUUUUUUUAAACCCUCAUUGUCAGACGGCUUUCAAGAGGACUCGUCUCUGUUUUCCUUUGAAGUAAAGAAUCCUGACCCGGAAAGGGGCUUAUCGAGCGACUAUUCUCAGGCUAAAUUAGAGAUGGAUAAAUAUCUGUCUCCACAACCUGUGGCUCUCUCAGAGCCGAAGAAGUCCCAACGAGAGAGUGCUUCUGUAGUGGACCAGUUUUUUGGGAAUGACCAUGGUUCCCCCUACAGCAUCAACAUGAAUGUUUACUUGCCUGACAUUGCGUAUUUAAGAACCGGGCUGUGCCGACCAACACAGCCUUCAGUCCCCAACCAGAUCAAAACUGAACCUGUGGCAGCGCCUUUUUCUCACACAGAGUGCCCAGUAAGCACAAAUGGCCCAUCUCUGCCCACACUACCAGAAUUUACCAGCAUCUUUAAUUCAAAUUCCACUCAAGGUUCCGGAAUCAACACAGUGGAUGACAGUAACAGGGUCUUUAUCAAACAGGAGAUGCAAGGUUUUGACAUCCCACAGGAUGGGCCUCUCUUUCAGCUACUUAAUUCAGACCUGGAUGUCCCCCAUCAGGCAGUAACAGACUCUCAUUCCCACCCUCAAGCUCACUCUAUGCCCUCACAGAUGCCUGCUUUUCAUGACCUGCACUUACCAACCCAACAGACUGCUGCCACGCCAUACUGCGGCAUGCCCUCCGCCGGGUACCCUCUAGGCCCAAGUCACUUUGUUCACCCUCAUCGUCAGCCUCACUCGCAUCUUAAAAUGCCGUACCUUCCCCCCUCACCUCCCACUUCAGAACCUGGCAGUCCUGACAGACAGAAGGAUCUGAUUCACAAUCUGACACCACCGCCAUCUUACGCUGCAACUAUUGCCUCCAAAAUGGCCGUCAGUGCACCCAGUCAUCCAACUCCCACCUCAACACGAGCUCCCGCAACCGCUGGGUCCAUGCCUGUCCGGUACAACCGAAGGACGAACCCAGACCUUGAAAAGAGAAGAAUACACCACUGUGAUUUUCCAGGUUGUAAGAAAGUUUACACCAAGUCGUCCCAUCUAAAGGCUCACUUGAGGACACACACUGGUGAGAAGCCAUACAGGUGCACAUGGGAGGGCUGUGACUGGCGAUUUGCGCGUUCCGACGAGCUGACGCGUCACUUCAGGAAACACACAGGAGCCAAACCCUUUCAGUGUGCCGUGUGCAGCCGAAGCUUCUCUCGCUCCGAUCAUCUCGCUCUGCAUAUGAAGAGGCACCAGAAUUAAACACAAAAGCCCACACACCUACUUAUUAUUAAGCACUUAUAUCGUGUUCUCACGAUAAAAGAGCAUAACUUUUUUCUCUAUGCCAUGACGAACCUUAUCAUGUUUAAGGUAAAAGUUCUGAUCCCUCUGAUUUUUUUUAAAGACAAGCUGUCGACUAUAAACUGAUAAACAAAAAACUGUUUGAUACUGUAUGAGCAUGAAAUCCAAAAUAUCAUGUGAAAUUCUGAUUCACAACACUUCAUCCAUAUAGGAUGUAUUGAUCAAAUUUCUUCUCUCGAUUGUCAUUUUUAAACCCCUUGCAAUGCAAAUAAGCUGUCUUGUAAGUGAAACUGCCUUGAUGCAUCAUCCUCAGCCUCUGCUUAAAAAAUAGACUUCCAUGGAAGAUAAAGAUCUGCAGUUAAAUAGUUUUAAACGUAUUAAACAUGACUACAACAUAUACAGGAUUUUGUACAUCUGCAAAGCACUAAGCCAACUCCCUUUUACUUUGCACUUGAAUUUGAGUAUAUAUACAUACAUACAUCACUGGAAUAGUUACUGCUCGAAAAGGACUUUUAGCUACGAUUCACUCUUCGGGCUGCCUUUGUUGUUGGAGUAUUUAUAGCUUUGGAUGAUAAUGUGCUGCUACUAAACAGCAAUUAUUUCAUGAAUUAUUAAACCAUGGUAUUGAAAAGCAAUGAGAAGUAGAAAGGGCUUUAGAAAGCUGUGUGAUUUGUACAGUCUACUUUCUACACAGAAGCAUGCCAACCAUUUGUUUUCCUAUCGUCAUUGACUUAUAAGCUCAUAUGAAUGUACAAGACCACAGUGACUGUUCUUUUGAAGUAAAGCCUUUGGAACACAUUUCAUCUUAAAGUGCCUUUUGAUGUUUGUUUUGAUCAGCAGUACACUGUUUUUAGAGACAGAUCAUUGAGCUGGUUUCCAUUAUUUCACAUUAACAACAAUUCAGUCGCCUUUCAUAAAAGCAAGAUUUAUUUACAAGAUUAUUUCUUGUAAAAUCAAUGUAUUUAUUGCAUUAGCUUUGUGAAAUAGAAUUUGACAAGUUUUGUGUAAUUGAAAUGCCUUAAUGUAAAUACUAUGACAUUUUAUUGUAGAUAUUAUUUUGUUGCUCGGUUCCUUUUUUUUGGAUCCUGGCAGUGUGACUAUUUAGAUGUUUUUGAUUUUUUUAUAUUUUCAAUUAAACUUAUUUUGUAGAUUUCCAGAUUAUAUUUCUAAAUUUGUUGUCUUUGUGAUUUUUUUGCCUACUGAUUUAAAUGAAAUCUAAUAAAAUCUAAUUUUUACAAACUGA
Messenger RNA from Paramisgurnus dabryanus, 2750 nucleotides. RefSeq names its product Kruppel like factor 5a (gene klf5a). Gene Ontology annotation, molecular function: DNA-binding transcription factor activity, RNA polymerase II-specific; RNA polymerase II cis-regulatory region sequence-specific DNA binding. The record is from RefSeq and is a predicted model, not a curated record. Gene Ontology annotation, biological process: regulation of transcription by RNA polymerase II. NCBI's taxonomy places the organism in Eukaryota, Metazoa, Chordata, Actinopteri, Cypriniformes, Cobitidae.